AUGUUGUACAGACAGGAAACCGACCCUUCAAUACAAGAAUUCAUCACACCUUGCACAGAACUAAGCUUAAAUGCUGAACACCCUGAAACAAUUUUCACAAACUUAGUAAUCAAAUCAGACAAACUAAGGAAACUAACUAUAAUUAACUUUGACAUCACCAAGCUAGAUGUAUCCAAAUGCACAGCAUUAAGAACACUAACAUGUACGAAUAACAACAUAACUGAGCUAAUUGUCAACAAAAACUUGAAAGCACUUGAUUGUGCCAACAAUAAAAUUACAAAAUUCACUCCCCCAGAAGAUUUAAAUCAAUUGAUAUGUUCUUAUAACAAAUUAACAACCCUAAUUCUAAGUCCUAAUAUAAUAGAAGCCUAUUGUGAUUAUAAUGCAUUAAAAACUUUACACCUAAAUCAAAAAAUAAGAAUAUUAAAUUGCAAUAACAACCAAUUAAAAAACCUUAACUUAAACAAACAAUUAUUAAUACUAUUUUGCAAGCGAAAUUUACUAUCAAAAAUGCGGCUCACUUUAAACUUAAUGGAAUUACAUUGUGCUCACAACUUAAUAGAAUCAAUAAAAAUCAACAACUCAUUGAGAAAGUUGUCAUGCAAGGAUAAUAAAAUAAUAACCCUUACAUUAAAUUAUUUUUUCCCACAUAAAAAAAUCCUACUCAAAACAGACUGUGAAGUGUGA
Macrosiphum euphorbiae (potato aphid) is the source of this 687-nucleotide messenger RNA. The record is from the annotation of a GenBank genome assembly. Lineage: Eukaryota; Metazoa; Arthropoda; Insecta; Hemiptera; Aphididae.